AUGGCGGAUCGCGCGCGGCGCGCCGCACCCGCCGAUGACGGUACCGUGCGGAUAAACGGUAUCGUACUGCCGGCUGACAUGUCUGAUGAGCUGAAGACGCUCAACGUGAAGCUUGAGGAUACUACCUGUGAAAGCAAGGAAGCCGGUAUAAAAACGUUAGUCAUGCUCGAUGAUCAAGGAGAGCAACUCGAGCGAUGCGAAGGUGCUUUGGACACAAUCAACACGGAUAUGAAGGAAGCCGAAGAACAUCUCAAAGGAAUGGAGAAAUGUUGCGGAUUGUGCGUGCUGCCGUGGAAC
This is a messenger RNA of Cooperia oncophora, 297 nucleotides long. The record is from the annotation of a GenBank genome assembly. NCBI's taxonomy places the organism in Eukaryota, Metazoa, Nematoda, Chromadorea, Rhabditida, Trichostrongylidae.